Molecule: messenger RNA, 4481 nt
Organism: Oryzias melastigma (Indian medaka)
Lineage: Eukaryota; Metazoa; Chordata; Actinopteri; Beloniformes; Adrianichthyidae
Gene: ttc17
Product: tetratricopeptide repeat domain 17
Exons: 25
Coding region: 73-3681 (1202 amino acids)
Biological process (GO): cilium organization; actin filament polymerization
Cellular component (GO): cytoplasm; actin cytoskeleton
Molecular function (GO): protein binding
Source: RefSeq, a predicted model, not a curated record
AACGCGAGCGCCUCCUGGUGGACGGAGACCAGUUUAACAACGGAGCAGCAAGCAAACGACAGGGGGAGAAAAAUGGCGGACUUCAGGAAAAGCUGUCCUGUGUUUUUGCCCUGCCGUGUUAGCAACACACGUAAAGCGUCGCUUCAAGGGAAGCUUUUCCUCUUCUUUUGUAUUCUUAUAGUGGACUCCGGAGGAGCUACGACCCACUGGGUGGUCACGGAGGAUGGGAAAAUUCAACAGCAAGUGGACUCUCCUCUGAAUCUUAAGCAUCCUCAUGAUGUUGUCAUCUUCAUGAGGCAAGAAACUCGUGUGAACUACCUCAAGAAACUGGAGAAGCAGCUGGUAGCGCAGAAGAUUCACAUUGAGGAGAAUGAGGACAGAGACAUGGGUCUGGAGCAGCGGCACUAUAAAGAAGAUCCAGACUGUGUCAUGGCUAAGGUGCCCCUGGGUGACCUGGAUCUGUACGAUGGCACGUUUAUUCCCCUGGAAAGCAAAGACAUCAACCCAGAGGAUUAUCUGGAUCCUCACUCGGCGCUGCCUCCGGAUCUAGAAAAGCCAGACUGUGCAAAACUGUUUGAACUACCUUAUAGUAUCCAUGCCUUCCAGCAUCUCAGGGGGGUCCAGGAGAGGUCAAACCUGACAUCUCCCAUUCUCUCUAAAGAAGAUCCCAUUUUUAGUUCGUUGCCUCCAAAUCUGGGUCGAAGUGUUGAUGAGGUGGCCCAUCGCAUCCAUCAAGGUCUACUUAUGAAUUCAUCAUCCUGGGUGCUGUACAACAUGGCAUCAUUUUACUGGCGUAUGAAGAACGAGCCUCAGCGGGCAGUGGACUGUGUAGUCCGUGCUCUGCAUUUCUCCCCAAGGCAGCAUAAGGAUGUAGCACUGAUCAACAUGGCCAACAUCCUGCACCGUGCCCAUUUCUCAGCAGAUGCUGCUAUUCUCGCCCACGCCGCCCUUGACCUCACCUCAGAUCUCUUCACCAGCCACUACACCUUGGGCAACAUUUAUGCUAUGCUCGGGGAAUACAACCACUCAGUUUUGUGUUACGAGCAGGCUCUGCAGGCCCAGCCGGGCUUUGAGCAGGCCUUGAGGAGGAAGCACGCCGUGCUGUGUCAGCAAAAACUGGAGCAACGCCUGGAGGCCCAGCAUAGAUCCCUGCAGCGGACUCUGAACGAACUGAAGGAGUACCAAAAGCAACACGACCACUACCUCCGCCAGCAGGAGUCACUGGACAAGCAUAAGCUGCUGCAGGAGGAGCAGAUCUUACGGAACAUCAUCCACGAGACCCAAAUGGCCAAAGAAGCCCAACUUGGAAACCACCAGAUGUGUGAAAUGGGUCAGCAGCAGCGCGGCCUGUUCUGCCCCCACGACCUGCCUGUGCGCUAUCAUCGAGGUGACCGCUUCGAACACGUCCACUAUGUUCAGUUUGGAGAAGAAGUGUCUGUGGCGUCGAGUGUGGCGCUCGUGUCAGAGCGCACUUCAAACCAGUCGGCAAACAGCCCCCCACUCCAUCCCUCUGUGUCGGGGAACCAGGACCCCGCUGCUGUGCUGUGGGGCAACAAUCGGGGUUACACGCAGGACAUUCAGAGGAUCUUGUGGCCUCAGAGGGCUCACUGUUUCCACGAGUACCCACACCUGCCCCCCGCUCACCUGCUGCCGACCUUUUACCUUCCUCCUGAAACGCAAGGCCUCAGCUCGCUGGAAACUCUCCUUCAUGGGAGCAGCAAUCCACCAGAGACUGUGGCUCUGCCAGAUUGUAACCCGUUCCCUCAACCGUAUCCAGCCCUGCUGCCCGCAUCCUUAGACUGGUCCUUGGAGGAGAAGGAGCUGCCAGAUCCCUUCGCCGCUGAGAUACUGCGGUCACGGCGCAGCGGGCAGACUCUGGAGCAGAUUGGUACCACCAUAGCAGAAGCAAUGAAACAAGCCACGACUCCCCGCUGGCAGAUCCACAACGAGGCAGCUUUAUUUUGGCGGGCCAAAGGCAACGGCAGCCGCGCGCUGCAGUGUCUCCGCCAAGUCUUGAGCUCCGCUCCGCCUUCACAUCACCACUUGCCCCUCGCCAACGCCGCUAACCUGCUACUGCACUACGGCCUGAGCAGCCAUGCGCAAACACUCCUGGAGCGCGCUCUGGCACUCAAUGCCUCUGAGCCCCACACCCUGCUGGGCCUGGUGAGCGUGCAUUUGGCUCAGAGCAACGUGACAGGUGCUCUGGCUCUGUUCCGACACGUCCUGGAGACGACCCUCACCUCCUCCUCGGCCUUCUCCUCCUUCGCCGGCUGUGAGCAGUGUCGCUCCGCCUUACCUUUGCUGCGCUGUCUGCAGUUCUACCCUUCCCUUUACAAUCUUUCACACAGAGAGCCCUGUUCACAGGACGGGGGCUGCCUGGCUCAGGAGGACCUGGGCAUUCAGCUGGAGGAGUGGGAGAGCAGUGAGGAGAAGCAGGAGGCUCCCGCCAUCGAGGACACGCUGCUCUUUGAGAAGGUCAUCGUGGACAGCAACGGCUCAGGCGAAGCAGCCGGGCAGCGCCAGCAGCAGGUGUCUCCUUCUACGUCAGGAGCCGCUUCCUCCUUUGGAGACGAAGGAGGGCCGAAAGAGGAGGAGUGGCAGCUGAACGAAGACCUGAUGGGGGCGUUUGAGGGAGCACUGGAUGUCGGGGGAAAGCGAGGGGACCUGCGAGGGAUCCGGGUCCUGAAGAAUGACCGCGUGAUGGGGGCCCGCGUGGGAAGUGGGCCCUGCUUUGGAAACUGUGAGGACGAUGACGGAGCGGAAUGGAUCACCUUCCAGGUAAAACGGGUUAAAAAGGCGAAGAUGGAGGAGUCGGAAAGUGCUGCAAUGUCUGAUGAAAUCUCCAUCAGGGAUUCGGUACCAGGAGGGCAUUCUGUUUUGGAAAUCAGCGGUCCAACUAUCCCAUCACCUGGUCCUUCUGGUCGCUGGAAGGACUACACUAGCCUGGGGUGGCCAGGACCAGAGGAGUGUCAGCGGACGAGGAGGGUCGACCUCACCACUGUAGCCAGCACUUGGCUGGCUGUUUCUGCUAAGAAUAUUGACAUCACAGAGCACAUAGACUUUGGCACACCACUCCAGGAGCCAGCAGUGGAACCUUUAUGCAAUGCCAACCUAGCAGCCAGCAUGCACACCCUCGACCACCUGGCCGGGGUCGCCAACCGCGCCGCCAUCCACUACACCGGGGAGAGCCAGCUGCGCGAGGUGCUGCAGAAUCUCGGCAAAGAUAAAUUCUCCCCUCAGUCCUUUGAGCAAGUGGGAACUCGCAUCGCCAAAGUGCUGGAGAAGAACCAGACGUCUUGGGUUCUAUCCAGCAUGGCUGCACUGUACUGGAGGGUGAAAGGUCAAGGCAAGAAAGCCAUCGACUGUCUGCGCCAGGCCCUUAACUACGCCCCCCAUCACAUGAAGGAUGUUCCACUGAUCAGUCUGGCCAACAUCUUUCAGAACGCUCGCUUAUGGGAGGACGCGCUAACCGUGGCCCGCAUGGCCGUGGAGAUCGCCCCGCAUUUUGUAGUGAACCACUUCACUCUUGCUAAUGUUUAUAUCGCAAUGGAGGAGUUUGAGAAAGCCAUGCACUGGUACGAGUCGACUCUGAAGCUGCAGCCAGAGUUUGCUCCUGCCAAAGAUCGCCUGAGAACCAUUCAGUGCUACCUGCUCACCAAGCGAGAGCGGCGUCAGCCCUGAGGCCCCCGGAGCAUCACCGACUCGCUCGGAGCCGCCACAUUCUCGGAUACACUGCUGCAAAAAUACAUAUGAAUGCAAAAAACAUUUCAGCUUCCUAAAUUGGCUAAUUUAAACCAAAACGUCAAUUUUUUUCUUUCUUUCUAUGUUGAGAACCGUCCCCAAAAAUGAGGUUUUAAGUUUCCUGAAGUAGAUAAUGUUUCCCCACAAAUGCAAGAGCUGCUUUUGCCAUCCAUCAAAUCAAAGAAUAAUUUAUUUUUGCUAGGAUUUCUUGAAUUGACGAUGAUUCAAAGUGGGAAAAAAAGUGAAGGUUCAGCUAAUGAAUAAUGAUUGAAUUGGAAUUAAUGGUUCAGGUUUAAUUCUGAAAUAAGCUUAAGGAUAAAAGGUGGCAUGAACAUAAAAUAAAAACGUGGCCAUUAUUGAAAAAACAUUUUAAGUUAACACGGUAAAUAAUUUAUUUUAAUUUUUGAAAGACGAUUGAAAGUGUUUGAGUUUUUUUCUGAACUCGUAAGGUUCAGUUUGAAAUGAACAAAGUCUGCCCUCGCUGUUUGUGCUUCCAAAAGUGGAUGGAAAUCCUCAGUUUUUGCACUUUUAUUUUUACUAUCAUUCCUAUUUAUAUCAGACCUAACAUCUGAUCUUUGCUAAAAAAAAAUCUAAUUUAAAAACAGAAGUGGUUAAAAAUAAUGAAAAAAACUAUGCUAUUGCAUUUGCUUCUUGGUUGAUGAAAAUCAUCGGGCAGAAAAGGGAUCAUAAAUCUUGACUUAUAACAAAAGAACAAUCUGUAAUAAAUGUGCAGUAUUAAG